Messenger RNA from Drosophila willistoni, 3435 nucleotides. RefSeq lists its product as uncharacterized. Gene Ontology annotation, biological process: microtubule anchoring. Gene Ontology annotation, cellular component: centrosome. The record is from RefSeq and is a predicted model, not a curated record. The transcript is spliced from 6 exons. Bases 82 to 3363 code for a protein of 1093 amino acids. NCBI's taxonomy places the organism in Eukaryota, Metazoa, Arthropoda, Insecta, Diptera, Drosophilidae. Gene Ontology annotation, molecular function: microtubule binding.
UAUCAACCCGGUUUCAUUACCUAAUACAUAUUAUUUACGCGUCUACGAAAUCAUCGUGGGUUGACAAAUUGUCACAUCAAAAUGAACAAAAGAAACUAUGAAAAUAAAUGGAAAUCGGAGAGAGAAAAUAUUCAAGAUUACAAAAAAAAUGGAAAAAUAAUUAAUUCUUCAAAAGUCUUUGCUCGUUUGAGUCAAGUAAAUGAAACCAAGAGUUGUAAUCGAUGUAUACACAAAGAAAAUAUGUCAAAUAAAAAAGAUGAAAUCAAAGAACGCCUAAAGCAGUUAGAUCAAGAAUCCAAAAAGAUACUUAUGCAAAACUUAAAGCAUAAAAGAAAUAAGGAACAAAAUUCCAAACCCUUAACGACAAUUUCUCAAUAUCCUAUUAUUCAGAAUUAUAAACGCGACAAUGUCUUUAACUUAAAAUUAGAUGUUGCCUCAAAUAAUUCCAUUAGAUGCACUGCAGCCAAUACUGAAUCAAAUGAAAGUAAUAUAUUUUCUAAGUCAAAUAAAAGCGAAAACAGCUGCUGUAGGUCGGGAUCAUCAGCAGUAUCCAUUACCAACGACGAGAAGAAACUUGCUAAUUCCCAUUCAUCACUUAAGCUAUUGAUUUUCAAAUCUUUUGUUAGUAAAACAAGGCUUAAAUAUUUACGUUUGAUUAAGCAACAUGUUCAAGAAGCCAAUUCCCAAGAUCUCAGAUUACCAUUUCACUUGAAACCGAGUCCACCCAAAAGAUAUCCAUAUAAUUUCAUAACAGCCGUUAGGCGAAAGUUGCAAACUUUUCUACGAUGUAAAAUGAAUAAUGAAUUUCUAGAAGACAAAGGUUUAUCCCCGAAUAUUUCAGAAUCCAAAUCAACAAGAGGAUGUAAUCGGAGUGGAAAUAUAUCGCAAAAUUCAGAUAACAACACCAUUUCUUCGAGACAUUUCAAGGGACAUAACGAAAUGCUGAUAUCACAAAACACAGAAAUGCUGACCCAAGAAAGCGAAGAAGAUGAGACGACCGUGUCCAGUUCCAUUAUGAAUGGCUCUUGGCAUCAAUCUUCCCCUCAUAGAACUGAGCCACAGCCGAGCAAUGCGGCAUUUCUACAGAGGAAGAUUGAAACAAGGCUGGACGAAAUUGAAACGCGGACAAGUUUAGCAAAGCUUCUUUCUGAUUUCAAUCAGCGUUUGCAAAACGUUAUUGAAAUCAAUGAAAAGUUAAAAUGCAGAAAAUCGAAUGCUUCCGUCAAUCGCAACGACAACAACUCUUUGGGCUCAUCAAAUAAAGUCACUAACAGUGACUUCAAAAGUGAACAAGCAGGAAAAGAUUCCAAGGAAACAGUAUUUUUGAAUUUAUCGCCAACCCAAUCAUUUGCUAGCGAUAAAAAGUUUGAAUCUCCACCAUCAAAAAAGGAAUCAACUCUCCCAAUCUCCACAAGAACAAAUAAGUCUGCAAAGUGUGAUAAUUUUGAUAUGAUUACACAAUCCAGUUUUGAUCUGAGUGAACAAUUAACAAAUAGUGAGAUAAGUAAAGCGGAUCAAUUGAAACUACUUUUAAAAAUCCGCGAGAAGCUACUGGUAGAUCGGGCUAAAAGUAAAAUUGCAUGGCUGGAAUUGCAGAAAGAGCGACUGAAAUCAAAGGGUCUUAAAUUUCAAGUUUCGGCAACAAAAAAGAAACAACGAAGCAUUUUGAUCAAAAUGGAAAAGGAUCUAAAAGAGAUGAAAAGAUUAUUUAAAUCCAAUGAGCAAAGCUCCGAAACGUCCUCAAUGCAAAGUCAAACAGAAAACAUGUCCAGCAAUCGCAGUAAAAUCGAUGAAAAUUCAAAGUCUUCCAAAAUUGCAGCAUUAUCGUUACCAUUAUCGCUGCAAUUUCAGGAUUUAAAAAAGCAACCCGAAAGAAUGCACCACCGAAUGUUACGACUAUUAAAGUAUAUAGAUAAUAGUUUAAUAUAUUUAACCGAAGAUGAAAAUUCCGCACAUGUUGAAUAUGUCUAUACAACGGGAGCCAAAUUAAACAAACUUUGGAAACGUCUAACAAUGCAGAAUGUUGAACAAUUCGAGUCAAUCAAAUGGUAUAAACUAUGCAGAAACGACUUUAAGCAAAUUUAUCAGGAAGCAAAAGUCAUAUUAACCCUCGCAUUUACGGCCAAUAAAGUUUCAAAUAAAUGUAGCAGCUCACAAUCUGGGAAAAUGAAUCUCAAUGUCCUGCACCAAUUGAAACCACAUUUAAAGAGAGAUAUCAAGGACUUAAGUGCAUUUAAAUUUAAUGCACAAAACGACAAACAAUUGAAAAUAGCCAUUAUAAGUACAAAGGAUAUUACAUGGAAUGCAAAUUGUUCUUCCAUUACAAAGUCACUUCAUCGUAUUCAAGGUGGUGAACCAUUUUUCUCUGAAAUGAUUGAAUAUGUUGCAGCUGCGAUAUCUUUCAAUACUCUGCACGCCGAGUCAAUGUUGAACUUAAAGUACUUAAGAGUUAAUGCUAAGCAGCUGAGGGAUUAUAUCCCCAAUACGCAAAUUUUACCAACAGUUUUAGGAUCCUUGAAUAACUCACAAGACAAACAGAAUGUGGAACCAACAAUUAAUGUUGUAACCGAAAUUUGUCUCGAAAGCCAUCAAACUAAACUAAUGUUAGAGCCGAAUUAUAAAUCUAGGCUCAUAGGUGUGGAUCAACCCAUAUACCACAAUGCGAGAAGUUCUGAGCAAGACAAAUAUCUACAAUAUUCCCAGACAGAGAAAAUCGUGGAAAAUGGUAAUGCAAUUAAUUCUAUGUACAUUAGAGAAAUACCAAACAAACCACCGCCGCCAUAUGUGCCUCCAGCUCCAGGUAGUCCUAUGACAACAAUUUUUCCAUCCGAGGAGCGUAUCAGAUGUCUCACCUAUCGUCGUUCUCAUGAACUAUUUUGCAAACUCUCGAAUACAGAUUAUGUGAACGAUAAAGGAGAUCCAUUACCAUCUGUGAUGAGUGAGAAAAUUACAAAUAUUUACGAACGCAUUGUUCUAGAGAUUUGUCAAGAAUGGAUGGAUGAGCAUAAGGAUAUUUUGAAUAAGCGAGAUCCAUGUAACUUUCGCACUUCUCUCUCGCUUUUCAACCCACCGAACCGACUUCGUUCUAUACAAAAUUCUAUAUAUAAGGAUGUGCGUUAUGCUCUAACCAUGGAGAUGAAGUCGUCGAAUCGCAGUCAAUCCCAUCUUAUCUAUGCAAAUAGAGGCAAACGGGAUCACAUUGAAAAAAUAAUUAUUCAAGAACUCUUUGAUGAGGAUCAGCAGUGGGAUACGUUUCACUGCAAUGAAAAUGAAGUUCUUAAACUAAUUAUAGACAGUAUGAUAGAACAGUAUGUGGAACAAAUCGUUGAAGAGUCCUGGAAUAAGGCCAAUGUGCAAUUAUAAUCGAAUAAGUUACGAGUUUCAUAAAUCUGAAUGGAAACAGCAAAAAUAAAAAGAAUCAUGAAUGAUUGUAAA